Messenger RNA from Rotaria sp. Silwood1, 1130 nucleotides. Lineage: Eukaryota; Metazoa; Rotifera; Eurotatoria; Philodinida; Philodinidae. The record is from the annotation of a GenBank genome assembly.
CCCACACCCACCCACACCACACCCACACCCACACCCUGCAUGUUUUCUCCCUUCCUGUUAAAAACCUCCGUAAUGUCACAUUAAAAAAAAAACAAGUUUCUCAGGAAAAUAUUUUUUUAAAGAAAUAUUCAUUUAGGAUGUCAUCGAAUCUUCAAGUAGCAGUAUGUCGUUCAAUUACGAAUACUGAACCAAUUCCAUUAUGUCUUCCUUAUAUAGAUCAUCAAAUAUUUCCUGAUAUUAAACAACUGAAAAAUUAUGUAGUGAAUCAUUCUGAAUUAUUUUCUUUUAUUGUAUUACUUCUGGAUUUAAAUGAUCAAAAUUCGAGUGCAGAUUUUGAAGAACUAAAAAUACAACGUCAUGUAUUUGCUAUAUUUAUAUGGGUGAAGCCUAAUUGUAAUUUAAGAUUUUAUGGUAAUAAUGUAUUUCCUGUCAUCAAGCAACUUAUAUCAUAUAAAAUAAAAUCAAGUGUUAUUCAAUUUUUUGAAGAUACAUCUAGAAAACUAUUAGCAUUGAAUCAAAUAGGUUCUGCAUUUAUUUUUCAAGAUAAAGCUAAUGCUAUAAAAAGACAAAUUUUUACAAACACACAAAUAAAAGCUUCUCAUAUAAUAAUUAUUCCAUUGAAUACAACUGAUGAAAAUUUAUAUGAUUUUCAAGAACGUCUAAUAACUUCAUGCAAUGAAUUAUGUGGCGAUUAUGAACCAAGAGUUUGUACAAUUUAUGAUUAUUUUCCUUCAAAUGAAAUUAUAAACGUUUAUGAAAAUCCAUAUGUAGAUUUUAUUUGUAAUUAUACACUUGUUGAAAAUCAACCAAUUACUGAACGUAUUCAACAGACUUUACCAUAUAUACUUAACAGUCCACUACCAUUAAUAAGCAGGAGAAUACAGCGAUUAGAAGAAAUUCAAAAUGAUAUUAACUUUGUUGCUGCUCUUGAACAUGCAAAUGUUAUUCUUCAAAAUCGUGAAAUGAUUGCUGAUGUUGAACUGCAACGAGGAAUUACGAAUCGUUCAGAAAGUCCUGUUGACAUUAGUGCUGCAUUUCAUGUGAUUGAACAAGCGAAAAAUGGUCCCACGCUGCAUAAUGAUGGUAAUAGUGAAGGAGACAUUGUUAAAAAGAUUCAAGAUGACUUUUGA